ACCUAGUGACGGAGAGAAGAGCUUUGGUUAGCUUCCCUCCUCUCUCGUCGCGAGCACACCGCGCCUCCGUCACGAUGAAGUUCUUCAUUGAUGAUCUCCCCGUCCUCUUCCCUUAUCCUCGUAUCUAUCCCGAACAAUAUGCCUACAUGUGUGAUCUUAAAAAGAGCCUCGAUGCCGGGGGCCACUGUGUCCUGGAGAUGCCUUCGGGUACGGGAAAAACGGUCUCGCUGCUAUCGUUAAUCGUGGCGUAUCAGCAGCACUAUCCCGAGCACAGGAAGCUCGUCUACUGCUCGCGAACGAUGUCCGAGAUCGAAAAGGCCCUGGCCGAGUUGAAAGCCUUGAUGAGCUUCCGCACUAAAGAGCUUGGAUAUACUGAAGACUUCCGCGCGCUCGGAUUAACCAGUCGAAAGAACCUGUGCCUGCAUCCGUCGGUCAAGCGGGAAAAGAGCGGUACAGUGGUCGAUGCAAGGUGCCGGAGCUUAACUGCAGGGUUCGUUAAGGAAAAGAAAGAGCGGGGUGAGGAUGUUGAGCUAUGCGUAUAUCACGAGAACCUCGACCUCCUCGAACCGCAUAACCUAGUACCUCCGGGUGUCUUCACCCUUGAUGGGUUAAGCAAGUACGGUGAAGAACACAAGCAAUGCCCUUACUUCUCGGCCCGUCGCAUGAUGCCCUUCUGCAACGUUAUCAUAUAUUCCUACCACUAUCUCCUCGACCCGAAGAUCGCCGAAAGGGUAUCCAAGGAGCUCUCCAAAGACUGCAUAAUCGUAUUCGAUGAGGCUCACAACAUCGACAACGUCUGCAUUGAGUCCCUGAGUAUCGACUUGACUGAGGACUCACUGCGGAAGGCCACACGCGGCGCGAACAACCUCGAACGCAAGAUCAGUGAGAUGAAAAGCUCGGAUGCUGAAAAGCUCCAGAACGAAUACACGAAGCUGGUUGAAGGUCUCCGAGAGGCAGAGCAAGCUAGAGAGGAGGAUCAGUUCAUUUCAAACCCUGUCCUCCCGGAUGACUUGCUCAAGGAAGCUGUGCCAGGAAACAUCCGCCGAGCUGAACACUUCGUCACCUUUCUCAAGCGGUUCAUUGAAUAUCUGAAGACCCGCAUGAAAGUCACACACACUAUUUCUGAAACACCCUUAUCAUUCUUGACGCACGUCAAGGAUCUUACAUAUAUCGAGCGAAAGCCAUUGCGAUUCUGCGCCGAGCGCUUAACAUCACUUGUGCGCACCCUCGAACUCAUCAAUAUAGAAGACUAUCAACCACUUCAAGAGGUUGCCACUUUUGCUACCUUAGUCUCUACAUACGAAAAGGGCUUUCUCUUGAUAUUGGAGCCUUUUGAGUCGGAGGCAGCCACAGUGCCUAAUCCUGUGCUACACUUCACUUGUUUAGAUGCAGCUAUUGCAAUCAAACCGGUCUUCGAUCGGUUCAGGUCCGUCAUCAUCACAUCUGGUACUCUAUCGCCCCUCGAGAUGUACCCUAAGAUGCUAGGCUUCGAAACUGUCCUGCAAGAGUCAUACAGCAUGACCCUUGCGCGACGAUCCUUCCUACCCAUGAUCGUCACCCGCGGAUCUGACCAAGCCCAAAUCUCCUCCUCGUUCCAGAUCCGCAAUGACCCCGGUGUCGUGCGCAACUACGGAAACAUGGUUCUGGAGUUUGCCCGCAUCACCCCCGAUGGUAUCGUCGUCUUCUUUCCGUCCUACCUCUACAUGGAAUCCAUCAUCAGCAUGUGGCAGGGCAUGGGUAUCCUGGAUUCCAUCUGGAACUACAAGUUAAUUCUCGUCGAGACCCCCGAUGCACAAGAAUCCUCUCUAGCACUGGAGACCUACCGCACGGCGUGCUGCAACGGCCGCGGGGCUCUCCUCUUCUGUGUCGCUCGAGGCAAAGUCUCCGAGGGUAUUGAUUUCGACCACCACUACGGCCGCGCAGUGAUCAACAUCGGCGUCCCCUUCCAGUACACCGAGUCCCGCAUUCUGAAAGCCCGCCUCGAGUUCCUUCGCGAGAACUACCGCAUCCGGGAAAACGAGUUCCUGUCCUUCGACGCCAUGCGACACGCCGCGCAGUGUCUGGGUCGUGUCCUCCGUGGCAAGGACGAUUACGGAGUCAUGGUCCUGGCCGACCGUCGCUUCCAGAAGAAACGCAAUCAACUGCCCAAGUGGAUCAGUCAGGCCAUGUUGGAGAGCGAGACCAACCUCAGCACGGACAUGGCCGUAGCCACCGCGAAGAACUUCCUGCGGACGAUGGCCCAGCCGUUCAAGGCCAGGGAUCAAGAGGGUAUCUCAACGUGGAGCAUAGCGGACCUAGAGAAGCAUCGCGAGAAGCAGAUGCUCGAGGAGGAGAGGAUGCGGCGAGAGGAAGAGCUGACCAAUGCCCGGGCCGCGAAUGGAGGCUAUUAUGGUAGUGGUGGUGGCGGCGGCGGCGGCGGUGCUGCCGCUCCGCCUGACGAUGAGUUUGAUGAUGACAUUGAUGAAGAUCUUAUGAUGUUGGACGCUCAGUGAUUGUUCGCAGGCGCGCCCACUGGUUUCCUUUGCCAUACGACACCUUGACUUAUUUGGGAAGUUCUGUUUACCCCUUGUUUUCGGUCAGGACAAUACUUGCAUAGAUUGCAUGAUACCACGGUUGGUUCGGUGUUGAAAAGGUUGACAAUGUACAAUACGGCGCAGUCAAUAAUGUGGGAAACGACGUUAGAAAACCGACAUACUUCGCCAAUCCUGUUUUUCCUGGUCAAAAGUUCAGACUAUUUAUUG
Molecule: messenger RNA, 2741 nt
Organism: Aspergillus homomorphus CBS 101889
Lineage: Eukaryota; Fungi; Ascomycota; Eurotiomycetes; Eurotiales; Aspergillaceae
Product: TFIIH/NER complex ATP-dependent 5'-3' DNA helicase subunit RAD3
Exons: 4
Coding region: 75-2492 (805 amino acids)
Biological process (GO): nucleotide-excision repair; transcription by RNA polymerase II; positive regulation of mitotic recombination
Cellular component (GO): nucleus
Molecular function (GO): damaged DNA binding; DNA helicase activity; ATP binding
Source: RefSeq, a predicted model, not a curated record